AUGCAAGAAGAUAAAAAGCUAUUGAGAUACUCAUUCGGAGUUUGCGAUUAAAUGAAAAAAGAUAACUACUAUCUUGAGAAUUACUCAAAUAAUUUAAGUAUGUAACCAGAAGAGGUUAGGAGUAUAACAGCAAGAGUGAAGAGCAAUAUAAAAUAAUAUGAAAACUAGUUAUUAUAGAAUAGCUAAGGAAAGAAAGGAAAAGAUUUAAUGAAAUUUAUAGGAAAUGUUAAGAAUGCCAUGAAGUAGUAGGGAGAUUAGGGAUAAACAGACUUUUUAUAUCAAUAGCAAAGGAUGCAAGCACAAGAAUAAAUUGAUGACGAAGAUAUUGAAUUCUAUAAUGACUACUUUCCAAACAGUAUGAUUGACCCCGGCAGCAACUAUGAGUAGUAAUUGAUUGAAUAAUUUGCCAAAAUGCAGACAUUCAGCCAGAAUCAUAAUGCCUUUGGUGUAGGAGAAAGUAGCAAUAACUACCUCAGUUUAACCAAUAAUACAAGUAAUUUAAACGUUUAAAACAUGGUUCAAACUCCUACAACUCCUCAAUAAGGCUCUGCACCUAAUUUUUAAAGCUCUCAUUCAUAAGAUUAGCUUAUCAAGCAUCACAAAGAAUUUUUAGAAGCUCAAAAAAAUAAGCACCUUUCGUUAUCAUAGUCUCAAAAAUACUUCAAUCAAAAAGCAGAUGAGUAAAUACUCCCUUAAUCUGUAACUCGUUAGCGUGACAUUGACAACGAUUUGUUUGGAAUAAAUUCCUUUAACAAUAAUAACAGUGCUCAUCAAAUGAAAUUAAUGAGAAAUCACUCUUCAUUAGAAGCAAGCACAAAUAUUUUAGGGUCUGCUAAGGGUGUAAGAAAUGCUCACUCAGGUAUGAGUACAAAUAAUAUUUUGAAUGGGAAAAAUGAAGUUUCAUAUAUUUCUGAUUAUCAAAAUAAUCACAUGAUUUAAGAAAAUAUCAACGAUUCACUGAAGAUUGAAGACGAAAUCUAACCAAUACCCAAUGAAGGUGAUAUGAAGUAUGAAGAUCAAAGUUAUUUGGAUUCAUACUUAUUGUAUAAAAAUUCUAUCUCUUAGUUAAAUUGUGCAGAAGAUAUUAACUUGGAAGAAAAUUAGUAAUAAGGAAGUAUGGUAUUUUAUAAUAAUUUAAAUCCAAAUUAUAUUCUUAACGCUUAAUCAUCAAACGAUCAUUCUUAGGCAAAUGGAGCAUAAUACUAGAAAUUCUAUUUGAAUUAAACCAAUUUCCUGUAGAAUAUGGAUGAAUAUGAUGGAAAUAAUGAACCAUAGCUUCCUUAAUCUUGUCUUCCUCACUUUGUGAAUGCUCAAAUUAAUUAUGAGGAUUCUAAUUUAAAUUUCAAUGAAGAAAAUGUUUAUCUUGAAGAAAAAUAUGUACAAGACAUGCUUUAUAUGAGAAGACCGAAUUCUGCUAAUUAUUUGAUAGAAAAUAUGGAAUAAUCAUCAAAUCAUGUUUAAAAAGAUCAUAAACAAGCUGAAAAGCGCAAAACAUUUAUUGAAUCUACCAAAACUAAUAUUCCAAAUGCAGCAAAAGCCAAAGAAAGAAGCAUCACUCACAACACUAGCUUCGAAUAAAAACUAAAAAAUUAACAGAAUUCUAAUAAAAUGGGAUAUCAGUAGCAAUUACAGAAAACAAAUAGUUUUAAAGUUUAAACCGAUAAAGAAAAAGAAUACAAGAUGGUUAAUAAAGAAAAUAAUUUGAGUUAAGCAUAGCUCAAUGUUUAACAUUAGCAAGCUAGAGAUAAAUCGAUUGACAUAGAAAAGGUUGAUUAAAAUGCUGUCAAAAUUGGAAAAUUCAUUAGUAAAAGAUAUGUUAAUAAGGAAAAUAAAAAGCCAACAACUUCUCAGCUUUCAUACAAAACACCAGAAACUGCAUUAAGAGCAAAUGAAGAUUUCUUGAAUUAAAAGACAAAAAAUUACUUAGAAAUUUUAAAAAAGCAUCUUAGGACAGAUUAAAUAAACACCGCGAACAAGACUUAAAAGCAUACAUUAAAUUAAGUGUAAGCAAACACUACUCAAUAUUAGCCAUAGUAGACUUAAGCAAAAGCAGCACCAAAAGUAAACAACAAUAAUAACACUUUCAAUAAAAAUAACUCACCAACAAAAAGGCUCUCUAAUAUUUAUAAAAUAAAUCGAAACUAACCUGCUCCUGCUCCCUUACCUCUUUAUAAUACAAACGAUCACUCAAGUACUAACUAAACGAUGACUACUGCAGCUACUACUACUCCAACACUUAGGCAAAACCAUAGCUUUGUAACCCAGAAAAAAGGUGAUGAAAAUUAAGAAGCAAAACAAGAAAUAGCUAAAUCGAUUGGAAUUCCACAUUAAAAUUAAUAAAAAAAACAAGAUUUAGCAAAUCCCUACAAUAUUAACAUGAAAAAUAUAGCACUUACUAGAUACAAUAAAACAGCAAAUAAUACUAUCUAAAACACUAUGAGAACAAAUAGAAACACAAAAGAUGAAAUUACAAAUAAAAAUAUGACAAACCAUAAUUAAUUUACUAAUGCUAAUAAUUUAGCCACAGUAUUAUUUAAUGCAACUUAAGCUGUAGCUUAACCUGCUGCAGCUGUGAAGAAAAACAUAAAUCCUACUUCUCAGAAUACUGUUAAAUAAGCUUAACCUUAUGUUCCUUCAACAUAAAAACCUUCAUCUUCUAGUGCAGCUUAGUCACUCUUUGAUGAUAUAAAUAUAAACAAUUUCAAAUUCGAAUAGGAGAUAGGGAAAGGUUCCUACGCUACUGUCAAGCUAGCUAUAGAUAGGGCAUCACAAAUUAGAUAUGCCCUUAAAAUUUAUCCACGUUUUGUCUUACUUGAUCCUCAUAAAAUGAGAAAUGUAAAGAGAGAAAUUGCAAUUUUAAGAAAGUUAUAACAUCCUUUUAUAAUUAAAAUGCCUUUUGCAAUCGAAGAUAAAUAAAAUCAAAUAAUUGUUGGAAUGGAGUAUGUUGGUAAACAAAGCUUACAUGGAUAUUUAAAGACUAAAACAGAUAGAAAAUUAGAAGAGCCUGAAGUAAAAAGACUAUUUAGAUAGAUUGUUGAAGGAGUGAAUUAUUGCCACAAAAUGAGUGUCGUACAUCGUGAUAUUAAAUUAGAAAAUAUUUUACUUGACCAAAGCAACAACAUUAAAAUUAUUGAUUUUGGAUUUAGCAUUAUCAAUGGGGAAGAUAAAAAAUUAAAAAUUUUUUGUGGUACUCCCUCAUACAUGGCUCCAGAAAUAGUGUCUAAGAUAGAAUAUAUUGGUCAAAAAGCUGACAUUUGGGCUUUAGGAAUUUUAUUAUUUGUUAUGCUUUAAGGAAAAUUCCCAUUUAAAGGAGUAAAUGAUAAUGAACUCUUCAAAAAAAUAAAAAAGGGGUCAUUUACAUACACUCAUCCAGUAUCUUCAGAUGCUGAAAAACUUAUUUCUUAACUUCUUAAUGUUAGGCCAUCAGAGAGACCAAGCUUGCCUAUUAUUUUAGAGCAUAGCUGGUUUUCUCAACAAAAUUGA
Molecule: messenger RNA, 3483 nt
Organism: Tetrahymena thermophila SB210
Lineage: Eukaryota; Ciliophora; Oligohymenophorea; Hymenostomatida; Tetrahymenidae
Product: Serine/Threonine kinase domain protein
Exons: 11
Biological process (GO): intracellular signal transduction; protein phosphorylation
Cellular component (GO): cytoplasm
Molecular function (GO): protein serine/threonine kinase activity; ATP binding
Source: RefSeq, a predicted model, not a curated record